AUGUGGCUUAUGCUCUUGAUUAUCUACACUAUCGUUGUGGCUUAUGCUCUUGAUUAUCUACAUUAUCGUUGUGGAGUUCGUCGUGAUUUGAAGCCAAGCAACAUUUUAUUAGAUGCCAAUAUGGUUGCUCAUGUUGGAGAUUUCGGGCUUGCAAAAAUCUUUUCACUUGAACUUUCUGAUGCAAACAAGAGUAGCUCAGGUCAUGUCAGAGGAACCAUUGGAUAUGCACCUCCAAAAUACGGACUUGGAAAUGAAGUGUCGCCCAGUGGAGACAUAUAUAGCUACGGGAUCCUAUUAUUAGAGAUGCUGACAGGGAAAAAACCUGUUGAUUCAAUGUUCCGAGAAGGCCUAAGCCUGCAUUCCCAUGCUACAAGUGCCUUGGCUGGUGAUUUUGUGCUUCAGAUUGCGGAUCCAAUGCUUCUACGUGAUGAUGUCAAAGAAGGGUCUUUGAUUUCAUUACUGGAAAUUGGAGUGCGAUGCUCUUCUGAGUAUCCACAAGAUUGA
This is a messenger RNA of Cynara cardunculus var. scolymus (artichoke), 504 nucleotides long. Its product is annotated as probable LRR receptor-like serine/threonine-protein kinase At3g47570. The coding region runs from base 1 to 504 and encodes 167 amino acids. Gene Ontology annotation, molecular function: protein kinase activity; ATP binding. The record is from RefSeq and is a predicted model, not a curated record. Gene Ontology annotation, biological process: protein phosphorylation. The transcript has 2 exons. NCBI's taxonomy places the organism in Eukaryota, Viridiplantae, Streptophyta, Magnoliopsida, Asterales, Asteraceae.